AUGGCCGAGUUUCCGAUCACUAAUGGCACCACAACUGUCAUCAAGGCCCCCGAGGGCUACUUGGUAGACUUUGAGCAUCCGCAGCAACAGAAAGUGCUCGAACACUACCUGGUAUUCGGUAUCUUGGGGCCCUUGGCAUUUUUGACUCUGGUCCAGAGAUUCUACACAAAGUUCUGUCUAUCCGAUGGCCCAAAGAUCGACGAUUUUCUGAUAUUCUUCGCAUGGGUUUGUUCUAUUGUCAUGCAGUCGGUGCAGAUAUGGUCUAUAUCGAUAGGGGGUUUGGGUCACCACGCCUUCGAGAUGUCCAUACAGAUAUACGAGAAGCAUAUGCUGAGCUCUUAUAUUGUUGCCCCUGUGUUUAUCACCUGCAACGGCUUGACGAAAACCUCACUUUUGACCGCCUACCUCAAUAUUUCACCCCAGAGGUGGUACCGAAACGCAAUCUUGACAGCCAUUGCGAUGGUUUCUGCAUACACUAUCAUUAUCGCAUCACUUCUCCUUUUCCACUGCCAACCGAUUCGCACAAACUGGGACCCGUACACCUCCGGAACAUGUCUAAACUCAGCAGUACUUUACAUGGCCAUCGCCGUUUCCAAUAUUGUUUCUGACGUCGUCCUUUUCAUCAUACCAAUACCCAUGGUUCUUCGCUUGCAGAUGCGGCCGGCUGUCAAAGUGGGAGCCGUGCUUAUGUUUGGCGUUGGAUCCAUAACUGUCACAACAUCUGUCGUCCGCAUGGUUUACUUGCAGUCGCUCCUUUCAUCCAAUGAUAUCCCAUGGGUAGCAGCCCCUGCAAAUGUCUGGUCGUACGUCCUCAACCCUGUCUUCUUCCAAAGUCCUCCAUUUGCCAUACUUUUAACUCAUGACUUCCCGCUCACAGUUUCGUCGAGGUGA
This is a messenger RNA of Colletotrichum costaricense, 891 nucleotides long. RefSeq lists its product as uncharacterized. Bases 1 to 891 code for a protein of 296 amino acids. Lineage: Eukaryota; Fungi; Ascomycota; Sordariomycetes; Glomerellales; Glomerellaceae. The transcript has 6 exons. The record is from RefSeq and is a predicted model, not a curated record.